UCCACGGCCAACAAACAAACAACAAGCUCUGCCUGCCUUGCCUCCUCUCCUAAAGCCUCUGUUUGUUGCUUUUACUGCUGCUGCAUGGACGGCCCUUGAUCUCUCUCUCUCUCCCCCUCUUCCUCCUCACUUCCCAAUCUCUCCUCCUCUCGCAGCUUAUUCGAGAAAUUUUCUGUUGCCAACCUUGUAGCUGUUGAUCUUUCGGUCGGAAAGAGCAUUUCGGGUACUUCCUCUCACAUAUAUAGUAAAUAUUAAGUAUUUUGAGGAGCAAUGUCUCCCCCGUUAACUGCUAUGGAGGACGAAGGUCAGAAUGAUGUCUCUGUAGCAUCCUCCUCUACUGUCGACUGUGACUUGCAAUCUGGGUUGGGCUUGAAAGAGAGAAACUACCUCGGUUUGUCUGAUUGUUCCUCCGUGGACAGCUCCAGGGUCUCUACUCUGUCCAACGACAACAAGAGCAACCUUAACUUAAAGGCCACUGAGUUGAGGCUAGGACUCCCUGGGUCUCAGUCCCCUGAGAGAGACCCGAGUCAGCAAUUUGUGAGCUCAGGGAAGCUAGAUGAGAAGCUACUUUUCCCAUUGGUUCCUUUAUCACAGACCAAUGUUGUUUCUGGCAGUAAAAGAGGGUUCUCAGAAGUUAACAAUUCUAUCCCUAAAGAAGGUAACUGGAUGUUUCAUGCCUCGGAGAAUGAUGUUUCAGGUUCAGGCAAUCCAGGGAUAAACAUCAAGCAGUCAUUGGGGCCUGCUUGUGCUCAGUCGAAUAUGGGGAAUGAAAUACAGUCAAAGGGGUCAAAUGAACAUUCUCGUGUGAUUAAUCAGAAGAAUGCUGCUAGUAAUGCACCAGCUGCCAAGGCUCAGGUUGUUGGUUGGCCCCCUAUAAGAUCGUUCAGGAAGAAUUCGCUGGCAAGUGCUAUGAGGAACAAUGAUGAGGUCGAUGGGAAACCGGGUCCUGGUGCUCUGUUCAUCAAGGUCAGCAUGGAUGGUGCUCCAUACUUGAGGAAGGUUGACCUCAGAAAUUAUUCGACCUACCAAGAAUUAUCUUCUGCUCUCGAGAAAAUGUUCAGUUGCUUCAUUGUAGGUCAAUGCGGAUCCAAUGGAACUCUUGCAAAAGAAACCAAAGCUGAGGGAAACUCAAAGGAUCUUCUUCAUGGAUCAGAGUACGUGCUUACAUAUGAGGACAAGGAUGGUGACUGGAUGCUUGUCGGCGAUGUUCCAUGGGAGAUGUUUAUGAAUACAUGCAAGAAACUGAAGAUUAUGAAGGGGGCUGAUGCCAUAGGUCUCGCACCUAGAGCAGCAGAGAAAUCCACCACUCAACACUGAUGCGCUCGUGUUGGUCCCUUCCUUUUCGACAUAUCCCCUGUGAAAAUGCUCUAGGAGUUGCACAAUGUGGCAUGAAGAGAAGGCUUUCUGUCCCGCAGGAUCUUCAUACAUGAUGGUUCCACUCAAGUCUUGUUUUUGCUGUCCCAAGUCUUAUGAGUGUUCCUUUUCGAAGCUUUGUGUUUUUGACCAGUCUCGUGUAACAUCCGUAACAGUUGCAAGUGAUUUAUCUAUAGUACAGAAUUUGACAAUUCGUGGUUGCUUCUUC
Punica granatum (pomegranate) is the source of this 1582-nucleotide messenger RNA. Lineage: Eukaryota; Viridiplantae; Streptophyta; Magnoliopsida; Myrtales; Lythraceae. The record is from RefSeq and is a predicted model, not a curated record.